This is a messenger RNA of Andrographis paniculata, 895 nucleotides long. RefSeq lists its product as uncharacterized. Bases 241 to 612 code for a protein of 123 amino acids. The record is from RefSeq and is a predicted model, not a curated record. The transcript has a single exon. NCBI's taxonomy places the organism in Eukaryota, Viridiplantae, Streptophyta, Magnoliopsida, Lamiales, Acanthaceae.
GUAUGCAUAUUACAUUAUAUUUUAUUAUGUUAUACUAUUAUAUUAUAUUAUAUUAUAUGUUAUAUAAUAAUGAAAGGUAUAAAAUGAAUAAAAUAGAAAGUGCAGUGUGAAAACGAAGGGCGCCUUUUCAAAAACAUCAAAUUAAAAGCCCUAAUUUUCUCACGUUUGCUAAAUUUACCUUUUGAGAAGAAGAAGACGACCAAAUCGAGGGAAAUAAAUCCUAUCGAUCGGCAUAAAACUAUGAACGCCGGAGUUAUAGAAGACCGCCGCGCCGGACCUCCUCACGCCGCCAUACUCGCGGUGGUCGUAGUGCUGGUGCUCGCUCUGCCUGCAUUGUUCGGCGAUCAAGGCGAAGCUAUAACCGAAUUCGUCGCCGACACGCUCAGUCCUAUCGGAAUGCUCCUCCUCCCUAUAAUCCUCCUCCUCACCAUCCAAUUCCUCUCCUCCGACCGCGGAUCCUUCGUGGCCGCCAUGUUCUCCUUCGGCGAGCCGAACUCCAUCCACCGCCUCAGCGGAUCGCCGGUCGGAGUCGCGCUGGUUCUUCUCCUCGUGCUAUUGCUUCUCUACAACAGAGUUUCGAUCUUCGGCGGCGAUGAAGAUUCCGGCGACUGACGGUUCGAUCUGAAUUCUGAAACUGUGCAUGGAUUUGAAAUUUGAAUUAUAAUUAUAUUUAAAAUUAUUUUCUCGAUUUUUUUUGUAAUUUACUAUAUUAAUUAAUUUGCCAGAUUAGCAAUAUAAUAGUAGUAUAAUUUUUAGACGCGGGUAGUGUAAUUACCAAAAUAACCCUAAAGUUGACUCUUCUUAUACUUCCAUGUGCAAUCCAAUAAUAAUGUAUAAUUCCGAGUUCAUACAUAUUUUGGUUAUCUAAAUCAAUUUUAUAUUUAUCUGCAAAAAG